AUGCAGUUCCUGGCGCGUGCGAGUGCUGCCUCGCUGCGGCGGUCGCAGGCAGCCACCGAGGCCUUUCAGCGCCUUGGAGCCUGUGGCUAUGCCACGACACAGCUCACGGUGCGGGAUGCCCUAAACUCGGCACUAGAUGAGGAGAUGGAGCGCGACGAUAAGGUCUUCAUCAUUGGGGAGGAGGUCGGUGAGUACCAGGGCGCCUACAAGAUCACGCGCGGCCUGCUCCAGAAGUAUGGCGCCAAGCGUGCCGGCUUCACUGGCAUUGCGGUGGGAUCCGCCUUCCAGGGUCUGAAGCCCGUGGUGGAGUUCAUGACCUUCAACUUCUCCAUGCAGGCCAUUGACCAGAUCGUCAACUCCGCGGCCAAGCAUCACUACAUGUCGGCGGGGCAGAUCACCUGCCCAAUCGUCUUCCGCGGCCCCAACGGCCCCGCCGCCGGUGUGGCGGCGCAGCACUCCCAGGACUUUGCGCCAUGGUACGCCUCGGUCCCCGGACUGAAGGUUAUCGUGCCCUACGAUGCCGAGGACAACCGGGGCCUGCUCAAGGCCGCCAUUCGCGACCCCGACCCGGUGGUCUUCCUGGAGAAUGAGAUCAUGUAUGGCGAGAGCUUUGAGGUGUCGGAGGAGGUCCUGGACAAGGAUUUUGUGCUGCCCAUUGGCAAGGCCAAGAUCCAGAGGGAAGGCACCGACCUGACCAUCGUGGCCUCCGGCAAGCUGGUCGGCUUUGCGCUGCAGGCCGCCGCUGAGCUGGACAAGGACGGCGUCUCCGUGGAGGUGGUCAACCUGCGCUCCAUUAAGCCGCUGGAUCGCGAGACGAUUGCGGCGAGCGUGAAGAAAACCCACCGGCUGCUCACCGUGGAGGAGGGCUGGCCGCAGCACGGCCUGGGCUCCGAGAUCAUUGCGGUGGUGGUGGAGGAGGCCUUCGACGACCUGGACGCACCGCCGGAGAGGGUGUGCGGCGUGGAGAUCCCCAUGCCAUACGCCACGCCGCUGGAGGACGCCGCGCUGCCGCACGUCUCCGACAUCGUGCGCGUCGCGCGCCGCAUGUUCAACCUGGAGUGA
This is a messenger RNA of Auxenochlorella protothecoides, 1062 nucleotides long. RefSeq names its product Pyruvate dehydrogenase E1 component subunit beta-1, mitochondrial. Bases 1 to 1062 code for a protein of 353 amino acids. Lineage: Eukaryota; Viridiplantae; Chlorophyta; Trebouxiophyceae; Chlorellales; Chlorellaceae. Gene Ontology annotation, biological process: pyruvate decarboxylation to acetyl-CoA. The transcript is spliced from 6 exons. The record is from RefSeq and is a predicted model, not a curated record. Gene Ontology annotation, molecular function: pyruvate dehydrogenase (acetyl-transferring) activity.